AUGGCGCUUCGCAGCGGGAUCACCUGCACAGACUGUGGGCCGUACUGUCUGGCUACUAAGCUAGCGAGGCCGAUGAGGGGAGAAUGCAAGGGAUUUUCAACCUCCUCCUUCUACGACUCGCAGGAAGGUGGGUCCAAUCGGCUGUGGGCAGAAGAAUCCUUGACGGUCAGGUACUGCGUGCAGAGCCAGGCCUUCGCGAACCUCAGGGCCCAGAGCUCUCAAGCAAGGCUCUCCCAGCUCAACCCGCAGUUCCAGCAGUUCACCGAAUCAGACGCGCAGUCGCAGUGCAGGCAGGUGUGGAUAGACAUUCGAGACCCUCCCACCUUCUUCUACACGUGCAACGACCCGACAGGCAAGUGA
Messenger RNA from Guillardia theta CCMP2712, 360 nucleotides. RefSeq lists its product as hypothetical. Bases 1 to 360 code for a protein of 119 amino acids. Lineage: Eukaryota; Cryptophyceae; Pyrenomonadales; Geminigeraceae. The record is from RefSeq and is a predicted model, not a curated record. The transcript has 4 exons.